CUGAGCUUCCCAGGCUCCUCGCACAUCGGAUUGUUGCCCCAAUCUCUCCAGAGAGGCUGGCAUGGAUCCCCUCGUGGUCUUCCUCCUCCUCCUCCUCUGCACCUUCCAAGCUGCAAGGCUGGAGGACACAGGAGGGGUGAACCUUGUCGAAGGUUUUGGGGAGUCCGUCACGUUGCCCCUGGAAGUUCCUACCCAGAACAUCUCCACGCUCUUCUUGAACUGGAAGUCUUUGUCGAGGAAGAAGGCACUGGCUCUGUGGGCCCCCCCGCACCCCUUGUUUGUCAUCGACGCCGAGUAUUCUGGGAGAGUGAACUACUCCAAGGAGAACAAUGUCUUGCAAAUACGCAACUUGACCCUGGCAGACGGUGGACCCUAUGAAGUCGUGAUAGGAGUCGUCCCCCGCGAGACCAUCUUAAAAAAUUACACACUGUUCAUAUUUCGCAUCAACAUCACCAAAACAUGGUGGGAGAUCAGCUCCUGCACUUUGUUCUGCGAGUUGGGGGCCGGGAAGAUGGCCAACGUGACCUACAACUGGACUCUCACGGCGACGGGGGCCCCACUUUCCCAAACCAGCCGACUCGACCUCGUCAUGCGCCCCACAGAUGCUAAUCAGUCCUACUCAUGCGGUGCGAAGGCUCUUGGGGUCCAGGUGAAACGGGACAUCUCUCCCUACGAAGACUGCGGGGUCAAGGCUUCAGGACUUUUCGUGGUGCUCUGCUACUGGGUUGCCAAAAUCAUCCUCACGCCCGUCCCCCUCUUCUUCCUCUAUUAUCAUCACUUCAAGAAAGCCAAAUCCGCACAAUACACUGUCUCAAAGGAACAGACAGACGUGGACUACGAAGUCGUCCACUUUGAAGAAGCCAAUUAUGAAAUGGACUACAUAAAUUAAUGUCCACACGGAAACGAUUCCUCUGAAAAGGCGAGGGCCAAGUUUGCCGCUGCCUCCCACCCGCCCCAAAGUCUCCAGACAUUAUUUCCAGUCUUCCGGGAGUCGGCAGCAUUUGAGCUAAGGGGGCUUCUUUCUCCCAGCUAAACAGUGUUAAUGGAAAAAUCCGAGGGCUCCCUUGGACAAAAACAAAGACACCAACCAGGAUAACUUGGAGCAAAACAGCAGCCUGUAGGCGUGGCCUUUAUUGAAGACUGUCGCGACAGGACUCCCACCUACAACAAGAUGAAGCAAAAUGGAAGUCCAGAACAAAAGAAGACCCCAACUUUUAUUAGUUACUAAUCCCCCAAACGACACCCCUAGGACUACAUCACAACUACAUCACAAAAAAGGAGGGGUUGAGGGAGGGGUUGUGGUGGUAGCCUGAGUGUCCUGUCACCUGGCUGGUUCCCCCUUUCCCCCUCCCCAUGAGUCAUUUUCCAGGUAACAGAGGGGAGUUUGCAGUUUCCUGCCCCCAGAGGGAAGAUCUGAUCAUUGUCCUUUGUUCCAGUCGGUGCUGAAUCCACUCCCAUAUGCAACUUCUUUGUGAUCUUGAUGGUCUUCUGUCUAGGACCAUCAGGGUUGGCAUAGCAACUGGGCAGGGCUUCUGUGGAUGUGCUGGUAUGCUCAAGGGAUUAUGGCCGCCCUGUAUCAAACCUUCACCAUUUUGUAGUCCUUCCUUCAUGGAGUAAAAUAAAAGUGGAACAGUGCAGAUCCGAUGUAUGGUUGAUUUACUAUGAAUUUAUAACAGAAGCGUAGCGUAUGUAGUGUGUGAGUGUGUGUGAAGUUUGUACAAACU
Molecule: messenger RNA, 1724 nt
Organism: Podarcis raffonei (Aeolian wall lizard)
Lineage: Eukaryota; Metazoa; Chordata; Lepidosauria; Squamata; Lacertidae
Exons: 4
Coding region: 62-889 (275 amino acids)
Source: RefSeq, a predicted model, not a curated record